GCCAGCACCGAUCCAUCCGAACAGCACCGAUCCAGCCCCGCACUGCCCACCGAUCAGCAUCGAUCAGACACCACCAUCCAGUCCCCUUGUCGUCCCGCCACUCGUCGAGAUCCGAAUCACCAUCAUGGGCAAGCUGGGUAUCGCCGCAAGCCAGGUCAGGCUCUUCGUCACCGACAUUGACGGAACCCUCCUCAGCUCCGACCACAAGCUCUCGGAGCGCAACAUCAGGGUGAUCCGGAGCUUCAUCAAGAACCAUCCCGACGUUCCCCUGAUCCUGGCCACCGGCAAGAGCUUCCCCGCCAGCCUCGAGAUCUGCCAGGCCAUUCCAGAGCUCCUCGGCACAGGCAUCUUUGUGCAGUGCAACGGCGGCUAUGUCCUGACCACCCGGGCCGAUGCUCACAGCACGCCGCUCGCCCGUCCUCUCGUUGGGAAUGUCCCGUCGUCACUUGCAUCCCUGAGGGUCCUCCAUCAGACGAUGGUGCCGCCGCUGGAGGCCAUGUACUUCCUCCAUCACGCCUAUGUCAACAGAGUCUCGCCGGUCAUCUACUCGGGCUCGGAUCUGUUUUCCUUCCAGGCUCCGGCCGAGACCCAUCCCAACCACGAGUCGCUGCUGGGCAUCACGGUGCGCUACCACGAGCCCGCGGUGCUGAAGCUGGGCUAUGAUGAUCUGAUCGAAAGGGUCUUGACCGGAGACAUUGUCGUCAACAAGAUCGUCUAUGUGGCCACCGUGGAGACGCUCUCCGGUAUUGUCGCCGCCCUCGAGGCCAUCGGCGAGACGGCCGUGCCAGAGCCGAUCCAGCGCAACCCCCGUUACCGACUGCAUCUGUCACGGUAUGUGGCAGCGGGCCAUCCGGAAUCCGGCCCCAUCCGGCUGUCGCCCCUGCAGCCCGUCCAGCUCGUCCAGACCACAUCUGAGACGAUCGAGAUCAUCCCGCGCGGCUCGUCCAAGGGCCGCGCCCUCGAGAUUAUCUGCGGCAAGGAUCACCUCGACAUCCCGCUGGACUCUGUCGUGGCCAUGGGCGAUGCCAUGAACGACGUCGAGAUGUUCAAGACCGUGGGCUUUGGCAUUGCGGUUCAGAACGCCUCCGAGCCGGUCAAGGCCGCAGCGGCCCUCGUCUGUGAGUGGUCCAACGACCAGGACGCUGUGGCGAGCUGCAUCGAGGACAUAUUCGGACCACAUUCCACUUAGCGGCAUACAUAUAGCCCAGCUCGUUCAGAACGAAACGGGAGCGCCCCUGUACAUUCCUUCGCAACAAUCACGGCCUGUUGUUGGUUUAGGGAGCACCUUAUUGAUAUAUAAAAUGGACUCGACUAUCUGAA
Molecule: messenger RNA, 1320 nt
Organism: Polychytrium aggregatum
Lineage: Eukaryota; Fungi; Chytridiomycota; Chytridiomycetes; Polychytriales
Product: HAD-like domain-containing protein
Exons: 1
Coding region: 125-1189 (354 amino acids)
Cellular component (GO): cytosol
Molecular function (GO): magnesium ion binding; phosphatase activity
Source: RefSeq, a predicted model, not a curated record